Rhagoletis zephyria (snowberry fruit fly) is the source of this 2397-nucleotide messenger RNA. RefSeq names its product low-density lipoprotein receptor-related protein 2-like. Lineage: Eukaryota; Metazoa; Arthropoda; Insecta; Diptera; Tephritidae. Gene Ontology annotation, cellular component: plasma membrane; signaling receptor complex. The record is from RefSeq and is a predicted model, not a curated record. Gene Ontology annotation, molecular function: protein binding; calcium ion binding.
UAUGUGAUGGUGUCGACAAUUGUGGUGAUGGUUCAGAUGAGAAUAAUAUGACGCUGUGUGCCAAUAAACAGAAACCAUGUGAUCUUUACACGCAAUAUCAAUGCGCUAAUAAGAAUUGUGUUGAGCGCUCCCAGGUUUGUGAUUACUCCGAUGAUUGCGGCGAUGCUUCGGAUGAGUUAGGCUGUCACCACACCAACACCUGCUCGGAACUGACACGCGGCGGUUGUGAGCAUCACUGUCACAAUCUCACCGAUGGCGGCUACAUCUGCGCUUGUUAUCCGGGCUAUAUUAUCUCAGCGGAGAACAAGAAGCGCUGCUUGGACGUAAACGAAUGUAUAACGCGCCAACAUACCUGUUCGCAUAUGUGUCAAAACCUCAAUGGCACAUAUUCGUGCUCGUGUCGUGAAGGCUUCCGUUUGGUGGAUAGUCAGUCUGGCGUAUGCAGAGCUGAGAAGGAGGACAUUGUGCUUGUAUUCGCGAACGGACCAGAAAUACGUGGCUUAGAUUUACAGAAGCGCGAGGAAUUCGAUGUGAUAGCAGCCGAAAAACGCAUUGAAGCUUUGGACUAUGAUGCGCAGCAACAAAUCGUUUUCUGGGCGGACAGCUAUGACAAGACAAUCAAACGCUCGUACAUGGUGAACGCCUUGGACGGCCAGGCAAAGAUAGGUUUUGCGCAAGAUUUGAAUAUGAAAGGAGGUUCUAAACCGACGGCGGUUGCCAUAGAUUGGCUGGCAUCGAAUCUCUACUGGACUGAAGUUGAUCGCACUGGCUCAAAACCACGUGGUCGCGUUAUGGUUGCCAAAACGGAUGGACGCUACAGGCGUUCGAUAGUAAAUGCCGGUCUCGAGGUGCCCACAUCCAUUGUAGUGAAUCCACAACUGGGUCGGGCCUACUGGGCUGAUGCCGGUUCGGCGCCGAAGAUUGAAGUUUCUUGGAUGGAUGGCUCGAAACGUCGCCCGCUCAUCACGGAGCAAAUACGUCACCCUACUGGCCUUACAAUUGACUAUUCGCAAGAUCAUAUCAUUUACUGGGUGGAUACAAAAUUGAACACCAUCGAGUCGAUGCGUAACGAUGGCUCGCGCCGCAAGGUGAUAGUAAAGGGCGAUCAGCUGCGUCAUCCCAUCUCUUUGGACAUCUUCGAAUCUACCAUGUACUGGGUAACGCGAGACUCCGGCGAAGUGAUACGUCAAGAUAAGUUCGGUCGUGGCGUGCAGGUAAUCAUUCAUCGUAAUCUCGUCAAUCCGUCCGGCCUGAAGGUCUAUCAUGAGCAACGUUACAAUACAUCGCUACGCAAUCCAUGCUAUGAGUCCAGUUGCUCGCAUUUGUGUCUGCUAGUACCUGGCGGUCAUCGUUGCGCUUGUCCAGAUAAUUCCGGUCCACUGCCAUCGCAUCGCAGCACUGCCGAAGUGAUUUGUGACGCUGCAGCGGAGCGACCACGUCCUGCGCCCCGUAUUUGCCCAUGCCAGAAUGGCGGUCUAUGCCGCGAAGAUGAACGUGGCGAUUUGUACUGCGAAUGCCAGCCUGACUUUAAGGGCGAGCAUUGUGAUCGCAGUGUAGCCGGCGCAUUCGGUCACGGCGGUGCCAAUGUAACAGCAGUUGUAGUACCGAUAAUGGUGAUACUGCUGGUGUUGCUGACAGCGGGUGGCGCGUGGUAUGUCAUACGGAAGAAGCCAUUCGGUAAAUUGGCGCGUCUACCGACAUUAACAUCAUCACAAAGUGUUACGUUCCGCCAUGGCACAAACGUUGAGUUCAACGCACCUGGUUUUGCAGGUGGCGCAGCGGCGGAUCCAUCCAAUGAUGUACCUCCCAUUGAGGGCUAUAAUCUGCAGACCGUGAAUACGGCUAAAACGCGUGAUUUCUCGAAUCCAAUGUACGAUGCCGUGCAGUCGGGCACCAACAACGAUCCAAGCCUGAGCAAUGGAACAGGUAUUUACGAAGUGCCACAUGAUCCCUCCAAAUCGAAACCGAUUGGUCCGUUUACCGAACCCGUCUCGGCCAUAUUAGCGCCCAGCAGCAUAACACACAAAUCAUCACCGCAAUUGCAAUUGCGUACCAGAGAACUGGAUCCAUCAGCGGAUACCGGCAAGGAUACGCAGUAUCUUGUUGAAGAGGAUAAGUCUGAAUGCUGAUAUAAAAUUACAUAGAACGAAAUUCAUCACAAUUACCAGCAACAAAUGCAACAACAACACCACCACAAAUAUAAAAUCAACAACAACAACUACAGCAAAUCAAAUGUAACGAGUACAUAUUCCAACUAUUGUAUACAAACGAAAACAAAAACAAAAACGAAAAGAAAACAACAAACAGACAUAUUUACAACGCUUUAGAUACGAAAGAAAAAGAUUUAAAAAAAAUAUAGAAAAAAUGCUUGUAAAUUAAUUUUGUGUAAAAAAAAAA